AUGCUGCCUGAAACCGAGGUGAUUUGUUUCAUUUUCUUUACACCUAGAAGUCUGGAUUUGAAGAACUGUCGAAAAAUUUUCAUGCUGAGGCCGGCUUUAAGAGCGACAGGGAGGAUGCAAUGAAGCCAUCCGACCUCCUCUCCUCGAAGGUAGGAGCGAAUACUACUUGUGGUCCCUGACAGAAGGUCUAGUCAUCAAAUAGAGCGAUAGAAACAAGCAACCAGGAUGCGAACUUACAGUUAAACGCGUUUGAAACAUCAAGUUUACUCUCAAAUGAACCCGCUCCAUCUAAAUCGACACAUAUCAGUCCAUUGACGUCUGCUUCCCAGCUGGAGGUGGUGAGGGAUGCAGUUCAGUUAGAUAAAGAACAAGGAGGAAAUCGAAGUUUAAAAAUGACCACUCUUCGCGAUUUUGGUAUAGCUGAGAGUACCCUCGGUAAGCCUGCAUUAGGCGGCCAUUUUAAACUUCGGUAACACCAGACAGCCUCCUAGGAAACAAAACCAUGGGAUCUGGAGACGCAGCCGCCCUCUUUAACAUGACACCCCGAGAAAUUGGUUUGAACUUUUUUUUGAAAAACUUGCAUAACUUUUGCAUAAAUUAGUCGAAGAGGAGAAAAAAGCUCUUAAAAAAGUUUUGACUAAUAGAAAAAACGAAGUCUGUGGUGCCAAGGACGAGGCCGUAAUUGGAACGGAUUGCAUUUCAUCCAACAAUGCAAAUGCUGAAGCGUGUGACCUAGCGGCCUUCCUUCCCUCGACGCAGGGGCCCUCCAACUGUCAAAGGUGUGCUUACCGACUUAUUUACAGAUUUUUCCUGGUUGUCCUUUUCUAGGUCAGAGGAAACCGACAGCAAUUCUGACACAAGUGAAGUGGAUACAGCCACCCACUGGCUUUCCAGAUAUCGUUUUUUGAGAGCGAUAAACAAAGACGGGUACUUUCGCUAGUUAUGCCUUUAUUGUUCUUGAAAGCCCUUCGUCUUCGCCCCAUGAACUAAACAUGCUGGACUCGUGCACUGAACCCCCCAACUCGUUUGAGUGUUUGGGUCAGCGACGUGACUUUGCUUCGGCCGAAUAUAAGUCCCUGUUGAAAGCCAUCGACAAAAUGUACGACGUGGAACUCCAAACAACUACCGAAAAGUACCCCUGGGUUUGCUCCUGA
Molecule: messenger RNA, 1154 nt
Organism: Spirometra erinaceieuropaei
Lineage: Eukaryota; Metazoa; Platyhelminthes; Cestoda; Diphyllobothriidea; Diphyllobothriidae
Source: the annotation of a GenBank genome assembly